Drosophila willistoni is the source of this 1343-nucleotide messenger RNA. It is a transcript of the gene ppk17, whose product is annotated as acid-sensing ion channel 4-A. Gene Ontology annotation, biological process: sodium ion transmembrane transport. Bases 1 to 1308 code for a protein of 435 amino acids. Lineage: Eukaryota; Metazoa; Arthropoda; Insecta; Diptera; Drosophilidae. Gene Ontology annotation, cellular component: membrane. The record is from RefSeq and is a predicted model, not a curated record. Gene Ontology annotation, molecular function: ligand-gated sodium channel activity. The transcript is spliced from 8 exons.
AUGGGUUAUUGGACAGAUCUAAAGGCUUGGCUGCUACGCGAUCCUGCCAAAUUAAUACGUUACCUAGUUCUAUUUGUUUGCUGCAUUGUGGUGAUUGUUCAGUUAUAUGAAUGUUUUGCAAAAUUAUGCGAUCCUCCAAUAUCAACGCAUUCGUAUUAUAAUUUAAAUGAAACCAUUGAAAUGCCAGCUAUAACAAUAUGUCGUGAACCGCCAUACCGAGAGGAUGUUUUAACUAAUCUCUCUCAAAACUAUUGCCCACAUCCGAAAUAUGCCACCUGCUGGAUGGAUUUUCCAUUUGGUGAAAUCCCAUUAGAUGAAUUCUUCGAGAAUGGUACCUACAGUGAAACGGAAACAUUUUAUUCGCCCGGAUUAGAUGGCACUUCUGAUAAUCUAGAAAUCGAUAGCAGUCUACACUUCUAUUCGGGUCGUUGUUACACUGUUCGACCCAAGAAACUGAUGAAAAGGGUUUCCAGAGCCGUGGGUUAUUCAUUGACUUUGGAUCACACCCCUACGACAACUUCCACAAGUAAUGCGGAUACUAGUACCGGAGCAGGUUGGCAUGUUUUCAUACAUGAUAAACGUGAAAAUUUCACAGAGAUUAACAUGAAGGGCUCCGGUCGAGUGGAAUACGUUUUUGUCAAUGUCAAUGAAGAAAUUGAAAUUAAAUUGCAAAGUCAAUAUUUUUCUAAUGUUGAGACUAAAGAUGAUCCUUGUUCCGAUGACGAGAAUUAUAGUGAUUUGAAAUGUGGAGAAAUUUGCAUUUGGCAGGACUUGGCAGAUGAAACCAAUUGUACGGGUCCCUGGAUGAACGAGAUAGUACAUCAGCCCUGCAAUGACUCCACCUCAAUGCGAAAACUUAUAUCGGACUACAAAGCGGUUUACGAAAGCGAAGACGAUUUCGACUGUGAUUGCUUGCAGCCUUGCCGAAGUCGCAUCUAUACGACUUAUAUACAAAAUCGUAAAACUUUUACCCAACCUGAACCACGCAGCUUAAUAUAUAUAUACUAUACCACAAAAUUGAUUUCGAUGAUUGAAGAACGCGUUUCAUAUGAUACUACACAGUUUAUAGCCGACAUAGGUGGAUCCUUGGGUUUUCUAUUGGGUAUAUCUGUAUUGGGUUUAAUUGGCAUACUCGAGCAUAUGACUUUGUUUUUCUGUGGCGGCUUUAUCAAGCGCAUGCAAAUCCAAUACGAGAAACGCAAACGUGAGGAUCCAACCUCAGUGGAUGACCAAUCGCAGGCAAGCGAUGAGACCAUAGAUAUAGCCACCGUUUAUAAGACCGAGAUCAAAGAGCUGCCGAAAUAUUAACCAAAGAUGAGACCAAGCUGGCUUGGCAUAUUACU